Messenger RNA from Symbiodinium sp. CCMP2592, 6741 nucleotides. The record is from the annotation of a GenBank genome assembly. Lineage: Eukaryota; Dinophyceae; Suessiales; Symbiodiniaceae.
AUGGAUCUGGACGCGUGGAAGUUGCUGUCCAGUACAAGCAUCCGCAAGGACGAUGCGGACUUCUUUUCAGGCACCGGCGAGGUGGCAUGGGACAAGGCAGAGGAGGAAGCUGAGACAUGUGUCGAAGAGGAAUCCGAGACCUUUUUCGAAGAGGAAUCCGAUGUGUCGGAUGAAGCAGAGCAAGCAGAACGCCCAUCAAAGAGAGCCAGGUCAGCCCCAAGAGUCAGUGGAGCUGGUCCAUGCCGCAGCCUAGCCUUGGGCGUCGCCGAGGAAGACGCCGAGAUCUUCUCGGAAGAGGAGCCCGACCUGUCGACUGAAGCGCGGCGCACGCGCGCUCCAUCCGAAAGAGGCGGGAAGGCCCGGAAGAAGAUCGCAGCCCAUGAUCUCCCGGUGAGGCGAAGAAAAGAGUCCCUUGAAGCAGAGGUGGUGAAGGCCCUGAAGGAUGUCCCGACGCCUGAUCUCCGGGUGAUUCAGAGCUGUAUCCAUACCUUACCGUCCGAGCUGCGUUUGUUUCCCCCCUGCAUCUCAUACUGCUAUUUCUGGAUGAUGGGUAACAAGCGAAGAUGUGGACAGAGCUGCAAGUAUCUACAUAGCAAGUUGCCAGAAGGGUCCAUUGCAAAGAGCAUGAUGACCAGGAGUUUGGGUCACUUUGCGAUUGAAGAUGUUUCCAAACAAGUCUCCAACUGGGUUUUGUGCGAUGUGGCUUCGGACCUUGAGGAGCGAAGAGUGGGGGCUACCCAAGGAGAGGAAAUGUUACUGAGGCUGCUUCAAGGGCAGCAAGAGCAGCUUCAGAGGCUGCAAGAGAUGAUGGGAGCCCAGGUUCAUGGGCAACAGCAGCUUGCAGCUGCAACCCAGAGCUUUGCUUCGGCUAGCUCGGCCACAAAGGGACGUGGCUUGAUUGAUGUGAAAGCUGUGGGGCGACCGAGCCAGCUGGGCGGUACAUUGGAAGAGGCGUCGCGAAAUUGGCGCCAAUGGUCGUAUCGUCUUGAGCUUUGGCUAGCCUCGCAAUUUCCGGAUGCUAGGAAGAUCCUUGCUUGGGUCAAGGAGAAAGGUGAUACCGAGAUUCCCUUAGCAAGCCUGGAGUCGACUUCGAUUACGGGCGUUGCCAAGGAAGCGGUGCUGGAAUUUAAUCGCCAGCUUGAGGUGGUUCUUGGGACGCUUACUAGCGAUGCGCCUGGGGACAUCACGAUGAAUAGUUCGACUGGGUCAGGUUUGGACAUGUUCCGGAGGCUGCACGCCCGCCUGGAUCCAUCGGACAUGGUCACCAGCAUGAGGUGGCUAAGGUCACUUAUGAGCACUUCGGCGGUGGACUCCGUCACCGACCUGGUGCCAGCCAUUGAAAAAUGGGAGGAUGCUCACCGGCGGUACAGCCAGCGGAAGGACUGCGCACCUUUGACGGAGCAGCAGAAGAUGGUUUCUUUGAUCGGUCUCGCGCCGUCUGAGCUUCAGGGCCACCUGGAGCUAAACCUGGGAAGGCUCAGCAGCUAUGAGUUGCUGAGGAGAGAAAUGGUGUCCUUUGCGGAUACCAUGCGGGCCUUUACGGCCACGGACGGUGCUGUGCCAAUGGAGGUGGAUGCUUUGAAGGGUGCCAAAGGACCGAAAGGAAAAGGAAAGAAAGGAGACAAAGGAAAGGACAAGGCUCAAGCGGGCAAGGGUAACAAGAACCGGCCAAAGGGCCGAGCCAACGAGCUUGACGGCACGGAGGGCGGCGCCAUGGAUGGGGCCGGCGAUGCCGAAUAUGAAGCCGAAGAGCCUGAUGAGGAAGCCGAGGCGAAGCUGACCCCGAUGGGGACCAGGGAAGAUGGAAGCGGAGGUGAUGGAGCGCUUCGUUCCUCACCUGGUGCCGACACCUCUGGAGCCGGGAGCUCCACGGAUCCCCCGGCACCCAAGGCAAAGGCCAAAGCGGGAACUACCAGUUCCACCCCAGUGGGCCUAAGGAUGGCCGAUAUGAGUGUGCUGAACAAGCUUCAGGAAAGGCGAAGGGAGCUUGAAGCUCAGAUCGCCGAGGUGGAAGCCAAGGGCAGCGAAGGUGACCAAGGGGAGCUCACCAUGCACCGGCUGAUGCUGGACAUGGUUAAGGGUCAGAUAAAGAGGGCCCAGGAGCUCAAAAGGAACCGAGAAGAAAGGAUCUCGGCUAGGCUUCAGGCCGACCUGAAUGCGGGUCACAACCCGCGGCUGGCAAAGCGGAAAGAAAAGAGCCGCCAGAGAGCGGCCAAGCACCGACAAAGCCUCAGGCUAGGGCAAGCCAAGGCACGAGUUAGAAGGGAGGAGGCCCUGGAGAGGAGGUUCAACAUACCCGAGAGGGCACGCAAGCAGGAUGAAUAUCCGUUGCUGCCCAGUGCUGGGUCCAAGGUGGCUGCACCACCCUCUCGCCGGGAAAAGGCUAUGAUGAGAGGCGAAGGCGAGGACCGCGAGCACUCUGGGGAUGAGCUCGACGAGCCCAAGGAAAGGGACUGGAGUGCCAAGCCUCGGCGGCUAACUCCAGAGGGCCGCGAAGGCAAGAGGCUGCGAGAGCAGAGGAGGAAGAAAAGAAGGGCUCAGGAGAUGAAGGAAGAAGCGGGUGGUGGACCGCCUCGGUCCCCACCGGCAGGGGUUCGAGGAACCGACCGGCCCAGUGAGCCGAAGGGGCCACCGCCUAAGCUGCGGCCGACCCCUAAGAUGGUCUUCACCUUCAUCGACGGCUCGGGGGUUGUGGUGCGAAGAAAGGGCAUCUCCGAGCUCACCCUCAGCCAGAAAAGGAAGGUGGAGGAGGCAAUCGCCUCUGCACCUUGGAGGGCCGAGCCCAAGACCCGAGGCAGGCCCCAGCUGAACAAGUACAGCCAGAUGUUGUCGAGGUUUGUGAACUACCUCAAGGGCUACCGACCAGCCCUGCCAGAGAAGCAGAUCCGCCGCAGGGGUCUUGCGAAGCAGUACCAGGCUGCAACCAGGUUUCGCGCAAGGGUUGGAAUCCGGAGGAAACUCCGGGCCCUGGCCCCAAGGGGCACGGUGGGCGAAACGAUCGCCAACCGGGACCUGGAUGAUGACAGCGACUGCCACUCGUGCCACAGCAGGCGUGUGAAGACAACCGAGCCUGCAGACCGCUUUUACAAGAAGCGGCGGGCAGCACGGGCCAAGCAAAAGGCCCAAGAGCUCCUGAGCGAAGACGAGGAAGAUGCUCCAAGGGGGUACGACGACCCCGACACAGACUCAGACCCCGGCCACCGUCCGCUGGGCCGUGGGCCAAGGAGCCCACCAGGUGGUGGGGAAGGAGCAAAGGAGGCCGUGGCGUACUCCUUGGCUACCACCAUCCAAAUAAUCCUGGAUAGUGGGGCAAGCCACAAUGUGAUCCCACAAGAGUGGGUGAAGCACCUGGAAUGGGGACCCGCCGAAGGACCGGCAGGCUUCCGCACCGCAGAUGGAAGCUGGCUGCCAAACCUCGGUACGGCCGUGGUGUCUUUGAGGUCGACCGAAGGGUUUUCCUUUAAGGUCCGGUUUUGCGUGGCCUCGGUGCAGCGUGCGCUUCUCAGAGCGACCCAAGUGCUGAAGCUUGGGCACACGAUCGUCCUGAAAGGAUCGAGAGCGGUGAUCCAUGUGAAAGGAAGCAAGGAGAAAACUUUGGUGUUCAAGAUCCUUGGGUCGCCUAAGGCGACGUUUGCUUUCAAGGGUUUCCCGCGGCACUGCCCGGAGGAGUCUAACUCGGGCAAGAAUCGAUCUGGAUCCCUUUAUGUGGGUGAAGCCGGUAGUGCUGAUCCACCAAGGGAGGAAGCUGCUUCAGCGUCCUCCCAGCCACAGGUCGAUGAGGGUCAGUCUGCUCAGCCGUUGGCCCGGCCAGACCGACCAACGCCCGAGAUGAUAGCAGCUCAUGAGGUUUCCCAUGUUCCACACAGGAGUUGGUGCAGAGCCUGCGUUGCAGGUCGUGGUCGAGCUUACCAGCACAAAGCUUCGGGUCAGGAGUCCACGGUGCCUGUCAUCAGCAUGGACUACCUCUACUUCAAUGAGAGGACCGAUGGUGCUGGACUGCCCACCAUAGUCCUUCGCGAUCGCCACUCGAAGGCUAUCUUCUCGCACCUCCUCCCGUGCAAGGGAACGACUGGGUCUACGCACCCUGAGCGGGCUAUCUUGAAGGACCUUGAGUUCCUAGGGUACAAGAAACUGGUCCUGAAGAACGACCAGGAAGCUUCUAUCAAAGCUCUAUCUCUAGCUGUCCGAAAUGGCUUCAGUGGAGAGAUUGUUCCGGAAGAGUCACCGAAAGGGGACCACCACGGACAGAGCAACGGGGAAGCUGAGAGGUCCGUUCAGACAGUGCAGGGUUUAGUGCGGACCCUGAAGGCCAGUUUGACCGAGAAGGGCAUUACCCUUGAACCCACCUCAUCCGUGUUUGCCUGGAUGAUUGAAUAUGCUGGUGUACUGCACACCCUGUUCAGUCAAGAGCUCCAUGAAGGGCUGACGCCUUUUCAGCGAAUAAAGGGGCGCAAGUGGCAAGUGGCUUUGCCAUGCUUCGGUGAAGCUGUAGACUACCGCCGCAAUACGCGCUCAAAGCUGGAUUCGCGAUGGCAAUCUGGAGUUUAUCUGGGCCUACGUCUGCAAAGCACGGAGAAGAUCGUGGGGACCAACCAAGGGAUCUUUGUGGUCCAGAGCAUCAAGCGGAAACCCGAGGGCCAGCAAUGGGAUUCCGACUUGGUCAAGGCAGUUCGUGGAUUGCCCUGGAAGACCUCUCCGGACGAGACUGGAGAUGGUGCUCGAUUACCCGAGCCACUGACCGUUCGAGCUCAAGUUGAGGAGGGACUGCCUCCACCUGCUCGCGAACUGGUUAAGCCCGAGGAUCAUGGAAGCCCUAAAGGACUCAGAAAGCGGAAAGAACGCGAAGAGCAGCGUGAGAGUGAAUUCUUCGAUAAGGUGAACAAAGCGGAAGAGAAGAAGAGGAAGGUGAGUACUGAGCAGGAGGCGUCCUCUUCCACAGACCCUCCAGCGGCCCAACCUUCCAGACCUCUGACCAUUGCUCGCCAACCGCCUUUGAGGCCAGAGGUUCCGAGUGAACCUAGCUCUCUGCCACCUGGUGGUGCGGCUGCUUCAGCUGCGCCCAGUGGGGGCCAGAAGAGAAAGAGUCGUGCCGGGCUGGCACCCCCCGACGAAAGGUCCGAGGGUCAGAAGCGGAAAUCACCUGAGGAUGCCGAGGGCAUGAUCGAAGAGCUCAUUCUACAAGAGCGCGAAGGUUUCAUUGCCAGUAUCGAGAACGAAGAACAACCUACAUGCGACCUGGAGGACGACUUGUGGGAGGAAAAGUUCUACGAUGAGAAUACUGGUAAAGAGCUUCCCGCCGAAGGAGAUCCAAGUUAUCACAGGAAGAAAGGAAUCAACGAAGAUCCGAGCUGGACCGAGUUCUUUGCGGCAAUGCCGCCAUUGUCCUCAUUGAGGGCUCUAUUCACGCUGGCUACAACUGGGCGCGUACCCGGCCCAAACAAGAAAGCCUUUCAGAUGAACGAGCAUGGCGAAGUUUGUGUGCUGUUCAUUGACGUGAAGAAAGCUCACUUCUGGAGUCCAGUUAGGAGGCGACUCCUCGUGGAGCUACCACCAGAAGCUGGGGAAGGACCUGACAAGGUCGGCCUUCUCAAAAGGAGCCUCUACGGAACCCGUGAUGCACCGAGCAACUGGGAACAUGCCAUCAAGAAGGUAAUGACUGACUUGGGGUUCAAGCAAGGAGUGUCCAAUCCAUGUCUUUACUUUCACCCCGAGCAUGGCUUACGUUGCAAUGUGCAUGGAGACGACUUCACAGUAGUCGGGGGCUACAACAAGCUUCAAUGGUUGAUUGAGUCACUUCAGAAAGCGUGGACAAUCGAGGUGCGAGGAAUCUUGGCACGGCCCGGCUCGAGCCUGCCAGGAGUUACUCAUAGCAUCUCUGUGCUGAACAGAUUGGUUACAUGGACCACUGAGGGGAUUGAGAUGGAAGCUGAUCCUCGCCAUGUUGACCUGGUGUUGGAACAUCUGGGUUUGAACAACUCCAGCCCUGUCACCACACCACUUGUCAAGAGCACAGGGGAUGAAGAUGAAAGUCCACUCUCCAGGGAAGAUGCUGGACUCUACCGGUCCAUAGCAAUGAGAAUUGGGUAUCUGUCAAGCGACAGACCCGAUAUGCUUCGGACUGUGAGGGAACUUGCUAAAGGACUUAAGGAGCCCACUCAGUAUCACUGGAACCUGCUCAAACGCGCAGGGAGAUACUUGAGAGGAGCACCUCGCCUCGUACAGCUUAUUCCUCACCAAGAAGGGUUCAGUGUCAUUCAAGGAUGGACUGAUACAGAUCAUGCAGGAUGCGUUCGCACGAGAAAAUCCACAACCGGGACAGUCGUGCAACUAGGGAAGGCAGUCAUCAAAGCCACUGCAAAAGGGCAGGCAGUCAUAGCACUCUCCAGUGGGGAAGCUGAAUACUACGGCCUGAUAUCCACCACCAGCGCAUGCUUGGGUGAACAAGCAAUGUUGGCUGAUUGGGGCAUCAACUGCCCUGUGGUCAUCAACAUGGACGCCACCACAGGCAUAUCCAUUGGAAGCCGGAGAGGUCUUGGACGUGUGAAGCACAUCCACACCUGCUUCCUGUGGGUUCAAGAGGUGAUCGAUUCCGGCCGAGUUAAGCUGAAGAAAGUCCCUACGGGAGAAAUGCUGGCUGACCUGAUGACAAAGCCUCUGGAUGCGAAGCUCAUCCAGAAGUUCCUGCAAGGAAUGGGCUACAACAGCAGAGCGGGACGACAUCCUUUGGCCCUGAAGACGUGA